This is a messenger RNA of Anguilla anguilla (European eel), 1928 nucleotides long. RefSeq lists its product as uncharacterized. The transcript has 13 exons. The record is from RefSeq and is a predicted model, not a curated record. NCBI's taxonomy places the organism in Eukaryota, Metazoa, Chordata, Actinopteri, Anguilliformes, Anguillidae. The coding region runs from base 182 to 1780 and encodes 532 amino acids.
AGGAGUCUCUUCUGACAUCAAAAUACAUGACGAAUUCCAUCGGUUGACACACUGCUUUUCAUUGGGUUACUGAAUACAUAACUUGUUGUAUAAUCGUGAACAUCUCUUUCUCAUAGUAGUCUUUAAUCAGUGUCCUGGAAAAUAUUUGAUCUACAAAGCAUAAAUUGAAGGAAAAUUAAGGAUGAAGGGAGUAACAGUAAUUCUUCUGACUGCAGUCCUUGCGUUGGGACGAUGUGAGCACCACGAACAUACACUAGAGAAUGUGGCCUUGAAAGGAAAGGCUGUUCAAUCUUCAACAUAUGGCAGUGCUUAUGCUAGGAGGGCUAUUGAUGGAAACCGCGAUGGUGACUACUAUCAUGGAUCCUGUAGCCAUACUGAGGGUGAAACUAACCCCUGGUGGAGAGUGGACCUACUGGGUGUGCACAGAGUAUCCUCAGUGAUCAUCUCUAACAGAGGGGACGGCUUCUCUGAGCGACUCAAUGAUGCUGAGAUUCACAUUGGGAACUCCCUGGAGAACAAUGGCAAUGACAACCCAACGUGUGCUGUGAUCUCAACCAUUCCACCAUGGGAACCCGUCAGUUUUAAUUGCAGUGGGAUGGUAGGUCGCUACAUCAACGUUCUUCUCCGAGGAUACACCCAAUUCCUGACUCUGUGUGAAGUGGAAGUCUAUGCGAGUCCUGCAGAAGACAUCGGAAUAGCUUCCACCUUGGGACCCAGUAUAACACAAAAAGGGAAUGUUGCUUUGCGGAAAAAGGCGCGUCAGUCAUCAUCCAUCUCUCGGGGCCAGGCUAGCAAGGCCGUUGAUGGAAAACGCAACACUUGGUUCCAAAUGGGAUCUUGCACUCAGACCCGCACUGAAGCUGACCCCUGGUGGAGAGUGGACCUGGAGAAAGCCUAUAAUGUCACCUCUGUAACCAUCACCAGCAGAGAUGACUGCUGCGCAGAGAUGAUUGAUGGAGCUGAGCUCCGAAUUGGAGAUUCCUUGGAAAACAACGGCAACAACAAUCCAAUAUGUACUGUGAUUUCCUCUUUUCCUGCAUGGGAGACCUUGACCUUUCAGUGUCAUGGGAUGAUGGGACGUUACGUCAACAUCUUCCUCCCUGGCUGCGAUAAAUACCUGACUCUGUGUGAAGUGGAAGUCCAUGCAGAACCUGAUCCUGUCUCCCUGCCAGAAGUCAAGACAGACUCUCCACCAUUGGUUACUGAACCAGACUCAUCAGAAGAAUUUGAAGAAAUCCUGUCAUUCGCCUUUGACUUCAUGCAAUCCAUUCAACAAUUAUUUGGCACAAUAUCAUUCGCUGAAGAGGAUGAAGUCACACGAGACAGACAAUGUACUGUGAGUAGGACAGUUCAAGAGAACCUUGCUACUGGUGGCCAAACUACCCAAUCAACGGGGUGGGACGAUUCUGGUUAUGCAACCAAUGCCAUCGACAGGAAUCGCCAAGGAUUGUGCACCCACACAAAAGCUGAAACAAACCCCUGGUGGAGAGUGGAUCUGCUGAAAUCGUACAACAUUACUUCUGUGGCCGUUUCUAACCGAGAGGACUGCUGUUCUGAGAGGAUCAAUGGAGCUGAGAUUCACGUCGGAGACUCACUGGAAAACAAUGGCAAUGAUAAUCCAGUGUGUGCUGUGAUUCCCUACAUCCCAUCAGGGCAAACCAGAACCUAUCAGUGCAAUGGGAUGGUGGGACGCUACGUCAGCAUUCUUCUCCCUGGGAAAUCAAAAUACCUGACUCUGUGUGAGGUGGAGGUGAACGGCAAUGCGAUUGGUAAUGAAUGAGCAGGUUUGUCUCACUGGUGCCUGGGCAAGAAACCCUCGAGACUGCUCUGUCGUAACCAACACACUGGAGAACUGUUCAGAUAAUGAAGAACUGUUUCUGGGAGAGCUGUCUCUCCAUGGCUUCCAAUAAAAUUUUGCAACAUAUGAA